AUGCAGGACACGCCACCAGACGCGCCAUCAAACAAUAUUUGGCACGUAGAUUACAAUGCAACUGUUGCAAAGGAUGCAGCCAUGGGAUGGCAGGGUAUGGGUUUUGUAUUGGGCUUUAAUGGCGUCAUGUUUCUCGUAGCAUUAGCAAUUUUCCAGGCAGGGGCACGAAGUACUCGCUUCAGUCUCUUUCGCUUUGGUUCAAGCUCUAUUUUGUCCGUUAAAGCGCAGGAAGCGGCUCAAUUUACACUUAAGAAAUGGAGUGACCUUUUAUGGCGUACUCCUAUAAGAGACACGGACGUGGAGUUGUGCCUUGGCCCAGAAGGCACGUUUUAUCUGCUGUAUCAACAGUAUACGGCACGAUUCCUUGGGACGCUUAGUGUCUUUGCAAUGAUGGUGCUACUACCGCUUUACCUCAUGAUUGGAGCCGAUGCGUUGCAGCAGAUGGAAGCAGCUGCGGAGACAGCAGUCAAGAAUAUUGCAGGACUCGCAGACGGACGAGCUGCUAUAGCUACAGAUCUUUAUGCGAUGGGAGCAGAAGCUACUGCUGGUACUGUUGCUAGUGACAGUGACAUUAUUGUCGACAACAAGUGGUGGUCAUUUGCUCAUGCUACGAUCCGAGUCAUGCCGCGAGAGUCACCAUAUCUUUGGGUACCGGUUGUAACGUGUUACCUGACGACACUUGUGUUCAUGAUCUACUAUCGACAUUUAAGUGCGUUGGCAACGAUCCCGACGCCUAGUUCGAGACGAGAGCAUAAGUCUGGUGAGAGUGUGAUACUACGCUCGUCUUCUAUCAUGUCCAAUGGGACUAGUGGGACUUCAGCGGGUCAAUUGGCUGGAGAAGGAGACAAGAUGGGAGAAGGAGACAAGAUGACUGGUAUAAAAGAGGAAGCUGCUGUGCCCGAAGACGGUGUCUCGAUGGCUGAGACUAAGGAACUUGAGGACGCAGAGAAGCAACCGCUGCUCAUUCAAGAAAAGGAUGUAGCUGCAGUUAAAGAGCAGGAGGCAAAGACAUCUGAGCGCACACAUCUCAUUGGAAUGCAACCCUCUGCACUUAGCAACAGGUCGCUCUUUGUGAAUCGUGGAGUCCCCAAGACCCUUCGUGAGCAACGGAUGCUUCGUCUACUUGAUGAGGUUUUUCCUGGUUACGUAAAAGAUGUGAGCGUCGUGUUUAAUUUAGCUGAAUUUCACGGACUGCAAGCUCGUCGACGUAAAGAAGAAACGGAACUGGCACGCAUGAAGAUAUUGCACGAGCGUGAGCUUAGCGACGAGAAGCCGUCAUGGUCGCUCCGCAUACUGCCUGGUGGUAUGAUGCUUCCAUCACUGCAUUUGAUGUUAAAGAAUUUGUUUUGCUGCUUCAAGUGGUGCUUCAAGCCUGUUUCGAUGGAGGAACAAGAGGAGCAAGUGAUACGCCACAUUGACAAGAUUCGAGAGAAGGAAGAGGCAUGCUUGUCUCGCAUUUUGCAUGAUAACAGGGGCGCUGGGCGCGCGUUUGUGGUCUUCAAGUCGGCAAGGCUCCGUGCCCGCUUCGUCCGCCGCGUUCGAAAUCAGAGUAUCACGUCCAUCUUAGCCCGAUUCCCGGAACACGCGCAGUCUCGGCUCGUGCGGUAUGUGCGUGAGCUGGGCCUGACGCGAUGGCAGCUGGAGGCAGCUCCAGAGCCGGAUGACAUUGACUGGCAGAGUGUGUCGUAUCCCUUUGCGAAGCGCACAGUGGUGGUGCUGUUGGUGAAUGUAUGCAUCCUUGUGGUGCUUCUGCUGUUCACAUCUCCUAUUGCUGUGACAUCGGCGAUUACCAGUAGCACAUCUUACUCAACACACGCGGCUCAAUCGUUGUCGGACCUUGUUGCACAACUCGGUAAUCUGCUGAACCGGGUAUCCCCCCGCAUGGCCAAACUGCUGGCAAACUACAUUCCCACGCUGAUCCUGGUGAUGAUCAAUGCAGUGCUCCUGAACGUGCUGCAGAUUGCUGGGCGCAUUCAGCCUGUCUCGACGGACUCAGCCAAGGAAAGAUUGAUCCUGCGCACAGCUUCCGUGUACCUGAUUUUUAACACUAUCUUCGUACCAAGUCUGGCGUUCAUGUCCAUCGAUGCCGUUCUACUGUACCUUGAGGACGAUGGUGAGGUGCUGGGUAUGCUCGGCACGCUAUUUCUAAACAAUUCCGGCAUCUUUUACGUGGACUACGUUCUCCAGCGCUGCUUUCUGGGUACUGCUCUUGUCCUUCUGCGUGCCACUGAGUACGUUAAAUUCUCGUGGGCAAAGCCGCGUGCAUUGACGCGUCGGGAGCAAGUCCAGGCGGUGGAGGCGGACCAAUUUUACGCGGGCACGCAGUCGGCGAUGCAAAUCAGUACACUGACUGUGGUGCUCAUGUUUAGCACUGUCGUGCCUUUGAUUCUUCCAUUGGGCACGCUCUACUUUGUGAUGCAACACAGCGUGGACAAGUACUCGCUGUUGAAUGUGCGGCGUCGCAUCAAGGGACGCGGCAGCAUUGCUCGUACUGCCACUCACGCCACCUGUGUGAGUCUCCUCUUGUAUCAGGGUGCCAUGAGCGGCUUUAUCCUUGAACGGGGCACAACGACACAAAGUGCUGCUGUGCUUGUGUUGCUCAUGGGUACGUACAUUGUCGUAUUGUGGGGAUACGUGCGUGACAAGGAGCAACAAUACCACAUGAUUGCACGUAGUGGUUACAACUCGUUGGAGUGCAGUACGAGUUUGCAAGGUUCCAGUAUGACAUCCACCAUGACUGAGUACCCACUGAGCAUGCUACGGUCAAGUCUCGAGCCGCUUGAAGUAAGCGAUGUAAAGGAAGAACAAGGUGAGCUCGAAGAAGAUUCUUUUAUUGGUGAUGAAAAAGCUCAAGAGGAUGGACCAAUUCGUCCGCUUCGGCCAUUGGAGACACUCAAUGAAUCUUCGGCUCUAUUGAUGUUCUCAUCAAAUAGUGACACGGACCUCGUGGCAGGUCUUGAUACUGACUCGAGUGACUUGUACCGAGAACCGGCGCUCCGUAAAUCCAUGCGUAUGAGCUUUGGACCACAGGAUCUCCGAGAUUAUGGCACAUGGCGUCAAGUCUAA
Molecule: messenger RNA, 3066 nt
Organism: Peronospora farinosa
Lineage: Eukaryota; Oomycota; Peronosporomycetes; Peronosporales; Peronosporaceae
Source: the annotation of a GenBank genome assembly